AUGCCCAGCACUGCCCUGGCCGCACCAAGGCAGGUAGUCAGCGAGUAUCCUGCGUCAGCGGCAGGCCGCCCUGGUGACCUGGCUCUGAACUCGGAGGAGCCUCUGGGGGCGUGGGGCCAGAACAGCACCUGCAGCCUCCUGGGGAAGAGGACCGGCCAGCCCGUCUCCACCUUCCUGGAUGAGGGGAAGGAGGGUAUGGGUGGAGUUUGGACUUGGACACCUGCCCAGGCACACCUGUCACUCUGGGUCACCCUGCGGAUGGCUGUGCUGGUGCUGCCAGGAUGGUGCAGGGAGCUGGGGGCCACGGGGGAGCAGCGGGGACCUCCUGACGCCCCCAGGACACACUGUCCCUCCAGUGAGGACUUGUCCGGGGCUCCGGUCUCCCUGCCCGUCCUGGCGGCACCAUCUUCCUCCAGCGGUGACCCCGCUCCUGCUGUCUGCUUCCCGCUCCCUGGUGGCCGGACUGUGCGCCGGGGCUGGAUGGCCCUGCGAGACGUCAGAGGGAAAGCAGGCUGA
Molecule: messenger RNA, 516 nt
Organism: Rangifer tarandus platyrhynchus (Svalbard reindeer)
Lineage: Eukaryota; Metazoa; Chordata; Mammalia; Artiodactyla; Cervidae
Source: the annotation of a GenBank genome assembly